ACCCUAGAUUUUCGUUUCCACUAUGCAAUUUCUAGCUUCUCUCGUUUCCAGUUCCAGAGGAUUUCAUCGGAGAUGGAAUCGAGCGCUCUCUUUGCAUCAGUUUUCAUCAAAUCCGGAGUUCGUCGAAUUUCUCAGGGACAAUGGGUUCCAGAAACCGCAAGCAAUUGCCCUCGCAAUGCGUUACCCUUAUAUCAAAUCCCUAGAGCAGCCUCGAUCAGUGAUUCGACUGCUUAAAAGUUACAAUUUUUCCGAUACCCAGAUCCAGAAAUCAAUCCGGGUCCAUCCUCAAAUGAUGUUCUACAAGGUCGAGAAGAAUCUAGAACCCAAACUUCGGUUCUUUGAAGAGAUUGGAUUCUCUGGCUCUGAUCUUUGUAAGUUCCUUUCCCAAAACUCUUCCGUCGUCGGUGUGAGUCUAGUGAGAAAAUUGAUUCCUACCGUUGAGAUUCUGAAAUCGAUUGUGGCUCCAAAAGAUGAGGACCUUACUGUGAUUCUUAGUAGAUGUAGUUGGCUGCUCAAUAGAGACCCAAACUUGUUCCUCUUACCAAACAUUUCUUACCUCAAAACCUGUGGAAUCGUUGGGUCUCAGCUUGCUGCUUUACUUAGAAGACAGCCAAGGAUCUUCAAUCUCCCUGAGGAAAAACUCAGAGGAUAUGUCUCUCGUGCUCUGGAACUUGGUUUUAGUCUGAACUCAGGGAUGCUUGUGCACGCUGUUUUCUCGUUGAGUUCUUUAAGCAAGAAAACAUUUGAUCGGAAGUUGAAGUUGUUUGUGGCUAAUGGGUUCUCUGAAGACGAGAUAGCAGAUAUUAUACGAAGAUCUCCAGGUUUGAUGCGAUGCGCAUACGAUAAGCUUACACAGGGGAUGGAGUUUUACAUAAAGAGAAUGGGGAUUGAGAGAGAAGCAUUGGUGAAACGUCCUUGCGUGUUGUCGUAUAAUCUUGAGAAGAGAGUGAUUCCUAGGCUUAAAGUCUUGCACAUCUUGAGGGAAAAAGGGUUGUUGUUGAAUGAGGAGAAGAAGAAGAAGAAGAACACGUUUGACAUUGUGGAGAUGACUGAGGAAGCUUUUCUAGACAAGUAUGUGGUAAGAUUUGGAGAUGAGAUUUCUGAGAAAUUAUUGGCAGCUUAUAAGGGUCAUCUCGUGGAUGAUGAUGAUGGUUCUUCCUCAUCCCAUGAUAAAUUGUAGUUUUGUUUCUGAUGAUUUGAUUAGUCUAAAGUCAGGUUCGAUAGUAAUUCAUGUAAUCAAGAUCAACUUAUGGGGUUUUAUAUUCAGAAGUUUGAUCUUGUUGAAAUGUUAAAGAAAUUUGUGGGAGAUUGACCAUGUUUAUUAAAAGGGCUCUUAACCUAGGAGCCCAUCUGUGUUCAA
This is a messenger RNA of Capsella rubella, 1360 nucleotides long. Its product is annotated as transcription termination factor MTERF2, chloroplastic. Bases 23 to 1180 code for a protein of 385 amino acids. The transcript has a single exon. Gene Ontology annotation, cellular component: chloroplast. Gene Ontology annotation, molecular function: double-stranded DNA binding. Gene Ontology annotation, biological process: chloroplast organization; regulation of DNA-templated transcription. NCBI's taxonomy places the organism in Eukaryota, Viridiplantae, Streptophyta, Magnoliopsida, Brassicales, Brassicaceae. The record is from RefSeq and is a predicted model, not a curated record.